GGGGAACUUCAUGUUUCCUGCUGCUGACGCCUUCGCCUCGCCGCCGGAUGCAACUGAAGGUGCGCACUAUCCUAAACCUCGUCCAUUGCGCUCUGUGACUUCUGCUGGGAAAGAGACUUUCUAUCUUUCCAGCGAGGAGUCAGUAGGGUCUUCGAAUGGCGAGUUAAGUUCGUUGCCUAAAAUCUUUGCAGGUGUGUUGCGCGAUCUGGGGGUUGACCCAGAGGAGAAGAAGAAGAAACCUUCGAAGAAGAAAAAGAAGGCGGAUGUUGAAGUGACCAGCAAGGGUCCUGGCGCCAGUCGCGCAACUACUGCUGCUGUCAAAGGUACGCUUCGCCUCCGGCAACGUGACUUAGACGAUUACGUGAUAAUCAGUGACUCUUAUGAAGGUUUAUCAUAUGCAGCUAUGGGAAAGACUGGCGCUGGUGGGUCAAAGGGCUCUGGGAGCGCGGGUUCUCGUAACCCGGAUGCUGACGCAACUCCAUCUCAACCUGAGGAUGAAGAAGAAGAGGAAGAAGAGACUGCCCCGUUGAUUGGAAGAAAGAGGGGUAGAAGCGAGGCGACAACUGGUAUGGCCUCUGCGCCUGUUUCAGUUGUUAUUCCCGUUGUUGGGAAGAAGAGCAAGUUGCGCUCGUUAUACCAGUUUUCUCCUGGUAUGCUCUUAUCUCCCUUCUUUAUAAUUUAACCUCUUUUUUGCUCAAGUGCGUUUGCUUUAUUCUUGUAGAGAUCAAGAAGAAGACCCCUGAAAAGGGGGUUAAGUUUGUUGAACCCAGCACGAAAAGACCUAAGGUUGCCACUGAACCUUCCGAUUCUGCUGCGCGUGAUGCUGCGAAAACUGCUGAAGCGCAGCGAAAGGCAGAAGAGGAUCGGAGGAAAGAAGAGAGUAGGAUUGCUGCGCAGAAGAAGGCUGAAGAGUUAAAGCGCAAAGAAGAGGAAGAGAAAAAGAGGAAGGAGGAGGAGGAGAGAAAGCUGGAGGCGGAGAGGAAGAGGAAAGCGGAAGAGGAGAGAAAGCUGAGGGAGGAGGCGGAUAGGCAGAGGAAGGCGGAAGAGGCGAGGAAAGAAAGAGCUGCCGAUCAGUCUUCUGUUCAAGGGCAGUCUGGUGUCCCAAAACCUCCCCCUGCUGCGCCGAUUGUUACUUCUAAGGGGUUAGGGCGCUAUGUGUCUAGUGGUGCAAGCUCUGGAGGAGCUGGGGGCUAUAACCCCAAUGUGAUAGGUGCGAAGGAUACCGUCGGGGAUAUAUAUUAUAAAACUUAUACUGAAGAGGAACGUGGUGAUGCUCCUCAUCAAGCCCCUUGGAGCUUAAGGCAGAAGGAUACGUUUGUUGAAUUUGGUCCUUCUCGCGAUUGGUACUUGAACCAAUUCACUCCUGGCGAAGUUAACCGUCAAAAGGCGAAGCCGCAUGAAAUGUUGUACCGCACUUACAUUCUUGCCGAGGCCAACGCUCGAUCUGCUAACCAUCAGAUAGUUCGUGAAUGGCGAACAAUGGUCAGAGAGCGCGCCGACUGGGAGGCUUACCGAGAACGUGUGCUAAAACGUGUUGGUGAAUUUGAGAAGGCUAAGGCCACAUUUGAUGAGGAGAAAGCCAAGUUUGAGGCUGAUAGGAAAGCUGAAGAGUGGGGUCGCGAGGGCCUGCAAAAGAAACUUCAUAAUGUGGAAGAGCAACUGGCCAAGGAGAAGGCCGAGUUCAAGCGCAUCUGCGCCCAGGACAACGAGCGCGCCUAUGCGGCUCGACAAAAAAUUGUUGGUCUUGAGGCUAAGAUAGCGGAGCUGACAUCGAAGGUGGAGGAAGCGCAGGUUGAGACAGCCGCUAAACAACAGAUGGAGGUUGAGUUGUCUGAAGCUAAGGUUCAGCUGUCCACCAAGGACAAAGAUCUCCAGGCCAAGGACGUUGAGAUUGCGGAGCUCAAACGUCGCUUGGAUGAACAAAUCGACAGAUGUGAGUCCCUGGAGAUCGACCUUGAGGCAGAGAAGGUCAAGGCCAUCGAUGCUGAGGAGGCGCGUGCUGUCAGCACUGCGGCGCUUAACGUGGCUCAGACAAAUUAUUCUGAGGCCCAAGGCAUUGUGGACACGCUUGUUUCUGAAGCAGAAUGGAUGCGCACUCGGGGAAUAGUGCUGGUUGCCAAUUCCAUCUUGAACGCCGGCGAGCUAGAUCGCGCUGUUGCUGCUCUUACGGAUGCGGCGCGUGCAGUUGGUCAUCGAGGAGGUUACCUGGAGUGUGCUGAUCACGUUGAGCGAAUGCUGGGACAAGAAUUCGAUACAAGUCAUUGCUCAGUGACGGAACAAGCUGAUGCUGCGCUGGCCAGUGCUGAGAACUCAUAUGACAACCUCUCCUUGCCCAUCAUGGACUUGGUUGUUAGUGCCUUAAAAAAGGAUGAUUGGUGUCAGCGCCUCAAGGCGAUCCUUGAUCCACCGAUUACUGUUGAAUCAUCUGAUGAGGAAGCAGCUGGUGAUGAUGGCGGAGGUGAUGACGAUGGCGACGAUGGUGAGGGGAACGAAGAUGAUGAUGGUGAGAAGAAAGAAGACAAAUAGAGUAGGUUGUUAGUUUGUUGAUAGGCGUUUGUGCCUUUGUUUCUGACUUGAUUGUAAGUGAUGCGCUUUUGCGCAGUUUUAAUGACAAUGAAAUGUCUUCGUUUUUUCUGUUGCAAUUAUUGCAUUGCUGUAAAAACUUAGGUUAAAUUAGCUCGAAUAAAUGGAAGCGUUUUCUAAGCAUAAGGUGGCCACCCGGUCUCGCGCUUUGUUUGCGGAGGACCUUGGAGGUGGUUUUGAACCAUCUCAAAAUGCUGGAGUGUUUUCGCGCUAAUCAGAAGUUUAACAUGCAUUUGUAACGAAAAAA
Molecule: messenger RNA, 2830 nt
Organism: Helianthus annuus (common sunflower)
Lineage: Eukaryota; Viridiplantae; Streptophyta; Magnoliopsida; Asterales; Asteraceae
Product: centrosomal protein of 63 kDa-like
Exons: 3
Coding region: 1402-2526 (374 amino acids)
Source: RefSeq, a predicted model, not a curated record